This is a messenger RNA of Contarinia nasturtii (swede midge), 2671 nucleotides long. RefSeq names its product putative mediator of RNA polymerase II transcription subunit 26. Gene Ontology annotation, molecular function: translation activator activity. Gene Ontology annotation, biological process: regulation of translational initiation. The coding region runs from base 120 to 2318 and encodes 732 amino acids. The transcript has 6 exons. The record is from RefSeq and is a predicted model, not a curated record. NCBI's taxonomy places the organism in Eukaryota, Metazoa, Arthropoda, Insecta, Diptera, Cecidomyiidae.
UCGUCCGCAUCUGCUGUGCAGUUUGAGUGAGCGUGCGAGCGAGCGAGAGAGAGAGAAAGAAAGUGAAAAGGAGAAGAAAUACGGCGCUACACAAAAACCAUCGCUAUCGAUUAUAAUCGAUGACUGACAGUGAUAUGGAGAGCCCUUUUCAUUCAUUCUGUUCAUUGAUUCAAUCACUGGAUCAAAAUGAAGAUUCAAUCAUUUUGGAUCGUAAUCUCAAAUAUUUGGCUUAUGACAUAAAUGAAGUGCUUGAAGGUGACGAAAAUAUUUUGUGGUCGGCGUUGCAAUAUUUCAACGAACGAGCUCUUGAAGAUGAGGAUUUUGCUGUUAAUUUUGCAAUGCUAUUCACAUCAUGCCAUUUCGAUGGUUUGCGAGAGCAUUUACAAUCAUCGGAUGGAAAUAGUAUUUUUCGGGCGCAUAUUUUAAAUAUGCUUCAACAAAAUUACUCGAGUGCCGAAAAAUUAAAAUUGCAGAGCAUGAACCGAUUCUAUAAUUCAAUCACAUUGCUAGGUGAAUUUUAUAAUCGUUUGCACCAAAAAUCUCAUCCAGUCUUAAUCAUUGGUCGCAGUCUUAUUGAACUGUUGACCAGAGAGUUGAAAAAUGAAUGCGCCAAUUGUACAAAUGAUCCAACGCAUGUGUUUAAUGUGAAAUUCGCCCGACUGCUACUAACACAAAUUACGUUAAAUGGUUUGCUGGCAAAGGCGCAUCAUUCAAAUGAAAUUGAUGUAUUGUUUUAUGAAUUGCGUAAAUGUUUGAUUGAGGUGCCGAAUUUGGCAUCGGUAACAAAAGCAUUUCUACUCAUGUCAUUUGAUCUCUACUAUAGUGGAUUCAAGAGUGUGGGCACAAAAUUGGAGCAAUUUUACAGUAAAUUUUUGGAUGAACACGAUACGGAAAAUCGUAGCCAACAUCCGUCGAUUGCAUCACGAAAAGAUGCACAAAUUGAUGAGCCCGCGAAUAGCUAUAGUUUGCGUAAUUUGCGAUUAGAUUUUGCCGGUUUAAAAACAAAUGGCGGCAAUGGUGGUAACGCUGGUAAUGGUGGUGGCGGCGGACAUCGCGAAGAGAAUCGACGAAUCAAUCGUGAAUAUUUGAAUCGACCGUUAAAAGCAAGCGAUAGACUGAAAUAUUUUCAAAAUAGUAAUUCCGAAUUAACAAGAGACGCGAAACGACAUGAUGAUGCAUCAAAAUCAACGUUACGCAAUCAACUACGUGCAUCCAGUUCAGAUAUGUGCUUAAGUCACCAAACAAAUUCAUUGAAUAAUAAUCAAUCGGAUGGAAAUGACUCAUCAUCAUUGCCAUCGAUGACAACGAUACAGACGAUGACAUCAACGAUGUCAACGGCAACGGCAACGGCAACAGCAGCACGACCAGCAUUGCUAACAAUAUCAACAAAUUGUCAAGACUCAUUAACGCCACCACAACCGUCAUCAUCAUCCUCAACGACACCGACCAAAGCGGAAACAUCGAUAACUAGUCCAACCGAAUCAUUUGACAGCGGUUUAAUCCAUCCAAAGCUCGAGAAUUUCAAUUGGUUUGAGGCGGUUGAACGUGAAGAACUUCCAGAAUUUAUACCAAAUUUAAAUAAUAGCGGCGGUAGCAAUAAUAAAUUUGAUACACUAAGUUUGGCAUCAUACAGUUCAAAUCCGGCUAGUCCACCCGAACGCAUAUCACCGCAAUCAUCGCAUACGAAUCGCAGUCGACGCAAUAGUUUGAAUCGAUUUCGUUCGGAAUUUUAUCGACAAUCGAAUGAAGAUUUACAACAGAAUGAAAAACGUUCAAAUCGUAACGAUACGAAACAAUCACAAAACUAUCAUCAAAGUUGGCGAGCCGGAGGUGGACGCAAUUCACCGCGAAAUGGAUAUAAUAAACGAACAACCGGCAACGAUUAUGAUCGUGAAAAUUCAAACAAUAAUGGACGACACAGCAAUGAUAACGGUGGCAGUGGUGGCGGCAGUGGUGGCGGCAGUGGCGGUGGUAAUUACAACAAUCGACGAAACCUGAUUCGCGGCGGCAGUGUCGAUAGCAAAGGCAAAGAAUUCAACAACCAACGCACCCGACACGAUUCAUUCAAUCGACGAAACCAGGAGAAUGACAAUUUUGAACAUUUCCAAUCAUACAAUCGCAAAACUUAUUCACGUAACAAAGACAAUUCAUACAAUCGCACGUUACCGCCAAGAUUACAACAAAAAUGGCAACAACAACAACGUGCCACAUCCGAAUACAACAAUGACUGUGAUAAUCCAAAACGUUUCAACAAUCGAAACAAUCAAAGUGGCGCUGGUAAUACCAACAAAGCAGUAAGUGGCCGAACGGACUCGUAAUACCUCGCAACCACACUCAGAAUCAUGCAUGCGAACAACGCGCAAAAAAAUCUGCAUAACACGAAAUGUCAAUAGAUUUGAAUGUGCUUUUCAAAGAGAGACAGAGAGAGAGAGAGUGAAGAAGAAAUGAUGUCAAAGAGGAUUCUUCCUUUUGUAAACGGUCCUACAUAUUAUAUUAUAUUCCCAAAUUGGAAAUGUCCAUUUUUGUUAAAUGUGCAACACAAAUAAGAACAACAAUAUGAAAUGAAAAACAAAUGUGCAUAUCAGUCGAUUGGUUUGCGAUUCAGGCGACAUAACGUUUUUUUUUUUUUAAUGUGACUACGACGACGAUAACAGUUUAUAUGUUUCUAAGA